CGGCCUUCAAAUAUCUGGGAGAAGUAUAUCCUCCUCCUCUUCUUCUUCUUCUUCUUCUUCUUCUUCGCUCUUUUUUCCAUUCUUUGCUCUGCCCCAGCAAAAUCUGCUAAAUUUUAGUGCUAAUAAUCGGUAUAUACUCAAUCACUCUAUACUUAGACGUAUAUGCCCUUACGACAAAGGUCCUUGAAUGGCGAUUUUGGCUUCGCUACCAGGCUUCAACAUCUUCUCCAACCUCCCUUCGACUCCACCGCCUAACGACUUCGCAGCCGCCCACACACCACCGCCGCAACCGCCCAUUCCGGUCCCCAAAUACCCGCCGCCACUGAAAUCCCGAAAACAUCCUCCCCAACCUCCAAAACCCCAGUCCGCUCCCGCCUUCAAGACCUUCCACCACCGCUCCAAAUACUACAAGCCUGUCAGAGGCGGAGUCAUUUCAUCCGAUGGGGACCGUUCCGUCGUCGUUGGUGAUUCCGGCCUGUCGUAUCUCCUUCCCGGAGCGCCUUUCGAGUUCCAGUUCAGUUACUCGGAGACGCCGAAAGCAAAGCCUCUGGCCAUCCGCGAGCCUUUCUUGCCCUUCGCACCGCCGACCAUGCCGAGGCCGUGGACCGGCAAGGCGCCGAUGAAGGGCUCGAAGAAGAGGAAAAUUCGUCUCUUGGAUUCGGGCGAUAAGUCGCCGUUUGGGACAAACGGAGGGAAGGAAUUGGAAAUGCUGAAGCCGUACAAGCUCGGGGACUUUCCGACGGAGGUAAAGCAGAGAAAGCAGGUCCUGGGAAAGCCAUUGACGAAAGCAGAGAUUCAGGAGCUGCUACAGCCUCAUAUUUCAAGUAACCGGCAGGUCAAUCUGGCUAAAAAUGGAGUAUACACUUCCUUGGUGAAAGAUGUGAGGAAUGCUUUUGAAGGAAGCAUAUUGGUUAAGAUUGACUGCAAGGGGUUGCAUGCAAGUGACUAUAAGAAGAUAGGUGCUAAGCUGAAGGAGUUGGUUCCUUGUGUGCUAUUAUCUUUUGACAAUGAACAGAUACUGAUGUGGAGGGGACAAGGUUGGAAAUCAAAGUACCCAGAAGCUACUUCAGCUUCAAAUCUUGCUGAUAGUGACUGCACAGAGAGGCACAUGGAAUCAGGAAGUCAGAAUGCUGAUUAUCCUACAUCAGAUCCUAAAGCUGUAUUCUCAAGCCCUAAAAUGUUCCUGUGGAGGCGAGCAAUCGAUGCAAGCAAGGCAUUAUUGUUGGACGAGAUUGAUCUUGGCCCUGAUGCUCUUUUGGAGAAAGUGGAAGAAUUUGAGGCCUUAUCACAGGUGACAGAGCACUCGUAUCCAGCAAUAGUAUUGUCGGGUGGUGAAGAUGGUACUGGUAGAUCAGGGGCAGAUCCUGAAGGUCUUCACAAGGAGAACCAGAGCGAGAAUGCGAUUUAUGGCCAAGAUGAUGGUGAUGGUGAGGACGAUGGUGACGAAUACUAUCUGAGUGACGCAUUUGAAGGAGCAGAAUCAUCAGUACCUCUAGGGUCAUUGCCAGUGGAUUAUAUAGCAAAGUGGCUAGUGAGCAAUGAAAGUUGAAUAAAGAUACUCAGAGGCCUUCCAGCUGAGCUGCAUUCAUAACAUUCGCAUUUGACUGUGGCAUGUGAUGGAGGCGAGCUUGAAAGGUUGGUGGAUCUUUGGCCGAAAAAAUUGAACCCUUCUAACUGUAGAAAUUACUUGGAAGGUUGUUUGCAAAUGCGGCUCUCAGAGGAUGGAGCAAGACUGGAAAUGCCUCACUCAGCAGUGCUCCAAUCUUCAGAACUGGUGCAAGUGUAAUAAUAAAUUCUCUUUAAUAGAUCUUUGUAAAAUCAACUUUUCCUUAUCCA
Molecule: messenger RNA, 1836 nt
Organism: Diospyros lotus (date-plum)
Lineage: Eukaryota; Viridiplantae; Streptophyta; Magnoliopsida; Ericales; Ebenaceae
Product: CRS2-associated factor 2, chloroplastic
Biological process (GO): Group II intron splicing
Molecular function (GO): RNA binding
Source: RefSeq, a predicted model, not a curated record